Molecule: messenger RNA, 1410 nt
Organism: Penicillium paradoxum
Lineage: Eukaryota; Fungi; Ascomycota; Eurotiomycetes; Eurotiales; Aspergillaceae
Exons: 15
Coding region: 1-1410 (469 amino acids)
Biological process (GO): transmembrane transport
Molecular function (GO): transmembrane transporter activity
Source: RefSeq, a predicted model, not a curated record
AUGGCUGAACGCGAUUCUAUCUCGGCAUCGUCCGACGCAACCCAAAUUGAAAAGCGAGUAUGGUAUCGCAGCACUCUCUUCAAUGCCUGUGUUAUUGGAGGUGUUGGCUUCACGGCUCCGGGCCUGUGGAAUGCUAUGAAUGCCCUCGGUGCUGGUGGCGCGCAGGAGCCGUAUUUGAUUAAUGCGGCCAAUGCGCUCGUUUUUGGUCUGAUGGGCAUUUUGUGUCUUUUUGGUGGUCCGAUUGCCAACCGGAUUGGCUUGAGAUGGACUCUUAUGCUCGGUGCUGUGGGAUAUCCGUUAUAUUCCGCUGCCUUGUACACGAACAAUCGCUAUGGAAACGUGUGGUUUGUCUUGCUUGGAUCAGUAUUCUGUGGCUUAUCUGCUGGUCUUUUCUGGGCUUCUGAGGGUGCCGUGGCACUGGGAUAUCCCGAGCCAGCAAAGCGAGGCAAAUAUAUGAACAUCUGGCUUUGGUUCCGUACAGGUGGCCCCUUGGUGGGAGGUGCUAUUGUUCUUGGCCUGAACAGUGCCGGUGCUGCCCAUGCCAAGGGAAAGGUCGGAUCGGAGACAUAUCUCAUUUUCGUCGCCCUUCAAUGUCUUUCCGUUCCUAUCGCCUACUUCCUCACGCCACCUGACAAGGUCCAGCGCACUGAUGGAAGCAAAGUCCAAAUUGUUCUUCAGGACUCAUGGCGUGCUGAGAUGGGCGAGCUGUGGAAGGUCUGCAAGCGCAAGGAGAUUCUCUUGCUGAUGCCUGUCUUCUGGGCCGCAUACUUCAACAUGUACACCGGAAAUUUCAAGACAUACUACUUCGGUGUGCGCGCUCGCGCUCUGAUGGGCUUUGUCACCUACUUCGCCACUCUUCUCGCCUCUACGAUCAUCAGUAAAUUCCUUGACUGGCGCAGAAUUCCUAUCAGGAACAGACUUAAGUACAGCUUCUUCUACGUGAUCGUCAUCCACAUCAUCACCUGGGUCUACGCCUGGGUCAUUCAGGCAAAAUAUGCCAAGAACCCCCCGAUUCUCGACUGGGCCGACAAAGGCUUUGUUGAAGGAUUCUUCGUUGUUCUGCUCUGGGAAUUCGCCCAGCAAUCAUUGCAGAACUUCCUUUACUACCUUCUCUCUACCAUGACCGACAACAUCUCUGAGCUCUCCCGUCUGUCUGGUAUCCUCCGUGGCCAAGAGAGUUUCUCACAGGCUGUCUCAUAUGGUCUGAACAGCCGAAAGUGGCACGCUGGACGAGUGCCCAUGGCAGUUAAUACUAUCCUUCUGGGUCUUGCGGUGGCACCCACCUGGCUUGUCGUCAAGGAUCACGUUCCCAUCGAGCACAGUAAAGAGGCUGCUGAGAUGCCUCAAGCUCAGGAUGAGGAACAGAACAAGGAGACAUAUGCUAUCUCCGAGGCGAUUGUCAAGAACUAA